Asparagus officinalis (garden asparagus) is the source of this 1165-nucleotide messenger RNA. RefSeq lists its product as uncharacterized. Bases 1 to 969 code for a protein of 322 amino acids. NCBI's taxonomy places the organism in Eukaryota, Viridiplantae, Streptophyta, Magnoliopsida, Asparagales, Asparagaceae. The transcript has 6 exons. The record is from RefSeq and is a predicted model, not a curated record.
AUGAAAGGGCUUAACAUCACCCACCUCAGAUUCCUCCUCCUCCUCAUAAUCAGCCUUCAACUCACUGAAUCAGCUUCAAACUCAUCCUCAGAUAUUGGUAAUCUCAAAAGAUUUCUUAGGUCUAAUUUGGAUAUAGAUGGGUACGCCAAGGCAUAUGCUCGAGGCAUCAACAGCCGUUGGCAAACAGCUAACAGAGGCAAGGUUGAGUUCUUUAGCCUUGCGAGUCUGUGGGAGCAGUAUGCUGAAUGUAGUUCCUAUGGUCUCGGUAUUCCUAUCCAUCUAAAGAAUGGGGAGCCUGCAAUCCAAUACUAUACUCCGUACCUCUCAGCAAUUCAACUCUACACAACAAACCCCAUUGCCACAUCCAGUGACUCAGUGGUCUCUGGUUUUGGCCAUGAGGGUUUAAGGCCACAAAGAGAGGGGAAUGGGCAUUUAUACUUGGAGUUUAUCGACGGCUCUAGUCCAUAUGACAGGUUGCCGCUCUUUAGCAAGAUACUCGAGAUUGCCAAGGUGUAUCCGGGGCUGUUAAAUUUUAGGAGUGCUGACAUUUCGCCUCCUAGCUGGAUGUCAGUUGCCUGGUACCCGAUUUAUCAAAUACCUCCACAAAGAAAUGCACGGGAGUCUUCAACAUGCUUCCUGACUUAUCACAGUCUCUCCACUAAAUUCGAAGAUUUCCCCCAAAAAAUUGAAAAGCAGAACCCUUCCAAAUCUGGAAGGAACGGUCCAAGGUACAAGAAAGUCAGCAGAGAAAUCUCAAUUCCAUCUUUUGGGCUUGCUUCGUUGAAAAUGCAAGGGAGUCCCUGGGAAAUUCCCACAAGUGAAGAUCAUAAUAAGUUCGUUAAUCUCUACAACGCUGCAGAAUCUUGGCUUAAGCAAAUGGGAGUUCAACACCAUGACUUUAUUUUCUUCAGGAAUCGCUCUUCGGGGAUAUUAGACAUGUCUAGCACUCAGUUCUGUUCAACACCUUAGAAUUUCGAGUUUAUGAAGAGACUAUUGAAUAUAUAUUAGAACAUAAUAACAGUUAAUUGUAAGGUUUGCAGUACUUGUAGUUUAUAGAAAGUGCCGGUUCAAGUAAAGUCUUGGCUGCUGGUGUUUGGUAAAAUCUUGGCAUUUUCUGUAACCGCAUCUUAUAGAACUCAAUUUCAAGUAUUAUUUUCUGAUGAAA